Messenger RNA from Pichia membranifaciens NRRL Y-2026, 1050 nucleotides. RefSeq lists its product as hypothetical. Bases 1 to 1050 code for a protein of 349 amino acids. The record is from RefSeq and is a predicted model, not a curated record. The transcript has a single exon. Lineage: Eukaryota; Fungi; Ascomycota; Pichiomycetes; Pichiales; Pichiaceae.
AUGUCUGCCAGUCAAGAAGCUACCAAAGAGGUAGAGGCUUCCCCCUCUUAUACCGUGAAGAUCAACGCUAGCAUUGCGCUCAAGUUGGCCAGCAUCGGCGAAUCCUCCAAUUCCAUCACCACCGGUCCUAUAUUCGGUUUCGACGGUGUCGAAGACAACAUCAUCAGUGUCACACAUACUAUUGCAUUUCCAACGUUCAACAGCAGCAACAGCAACAACAACAACAGUGCUGACGACUUCUUCAACUUGAGAUCGUCCAACUCCAGAUUCCAGCAAGACUACUUGAACAAGCUUGAAACCGCGGGGUAUACGGCACAUCUUUUGGGAUGGUUCAUCUGCUCCACUGGUGGCAAAUACAUAUCACAAUCUGUCGUUGAGUCAUUGCUUCAACUUCAGGACACAUUGAGAAACAACAAGAGAGAGAUCCCAUCGCUCUUGAUGGUGUACGACCCAUCCAAAUCCAGAGACGGCUUCUUGAGCUUGAAGUGUUUCAAGUUAAGCGACGCAUUUUUGAGAACCGUAAAGAGUGAAAACAAGUUUGUCGCCAAAAACUUGAUCGAAAAUAAGCUCUCAUACAAAAACUUACUUGAAGAAAUGCCUGUUAUAAUCAAAAGUAACCACCUAACAAACUUGAAGAUUCAGGAAUUCGACUUAGACUACUCGAGAGACAGCGACACUCUCUUGAUCGCUCCUUCCAGCUACGAAAACAUAAAGGCUUCCACUGACCAGCUGUACGACGCCAUCAACCAUUUCAACCACAACUUGGGUAACUUAAAUUACUUCCAAAGAAACUUGGCCAGAGAUAUCUCCAAAAUCAACAAAUGGGAAUCGAAAAUUCAACAAGAAAACGAGGAGAAGCUUAAGGCUGAUCCACGUGCCAAGGUGGAGAACCCAGACUGGAGAAAGGAGUUCAAGUUGCCUCCACCUUCUUCUAAGUAUGAGUACUUGAUCGCCAGCAGCGCUGUCAACAACAUAUGUAACAGUCUCGAAGUGACUGAAAAUAUCGAGUACGUUAAGGCUACAGGUGUUGAGAGCAGUCUUCCUCUAUAG